This is a messenger RNA of Annulohypoxylon truncatum, 1854 nucleotides long. RefSeq names its product fungal-specific transcription factor domain-containing protein. The coding region runs from base 1 to 1854 and encodes 617 amino acids. Gene Ontology annotation, molecular function: DNA-binding transcription factor activity, RNA polymerase II-specific; zinc ion binding; transcription cis-regulatory region binding. The record is from RefSeq and is a predicted model, not a curated record. Lineage: Eukaryota; Fungi; Ascomycota; Sordariomycetes; Xylariales; Hypoxylaceae. Gene Ontology annotation, cellular component: nucleus. Gene Ontology annotation, biological process: DNA-templated transcription; regulation of DNA-templated transcription. The transcript has 5 exons.
AUGGCAUCAAGCGCACCGAGUUGGCCCGGCGUACGUCCCGUCAAGACGUGCACGGAAUGCAAACAGUCGAAGCUUCGAUGCGAUUCCAAGGACAUGUUCCCAAAUCCCUGUUCCAGGUGUCAGGCAAGAAAGUUAACUUGCACGGUUGACCCGUCCUUUCGAAGAACACCAGCUCGAAAACGUCUUGAAGCUAUGUCAAGGGAAUUACGAGAACUUCGUGAUCAGAAGAUGUCAACUUCUCGUGCGGGCUCCACUACGAGUCCGGACCCGGACUCUACUCGUUCGCAGGACUCAUCCUGCAACACAUCGCACCCAUCUGCUGCUAUUCUACUAGAAGAUUUCGAGCUACUAGGCCUGGAAACUUUCGAGCUUGGCGGUGUCGCAAUAGACAAGCAAUCGGUAAUCGAGAUAUUCAAGCUAUUCACCGAACUCUUUCACCCACAUAUUCCUAUAAUAGGACCCAUAUCACUCAAAAAUAUUUACCAUUCUCAUCGUUUUCUAUUCUGGACAAUUAUCAUCAUCGUUGCUUUCCGUGCGCCUUUACCAUCAGAUGAAAAUCUGUUCAACCGACUCCAUGAACCGUAUAUGGCAUUGUUAAGGGCUGAGGCUCUGAUCGCACCGAUGCCACUGAGCAAGAUUCAGGCGUUUUUGUUCCUCUGCGUAUGGCCAAUGCCCGUGUCGCACCAACAAGAUGAUCCAAGUUGGCUAUAUUGUGGGGUCGCUGUAAAUGCUGCUCUGUAUAUGAGUCUUCAUCGAUCAAAUCCAAAGUCCGGGAUUACUCCUUCACUAUAUAGUGUCGGCAAUAUAUCCGGUAGCUCUCGUGAGAGGUCGAAUACAUGGCUCGGCUGCUUCUACGUCAGUACAUCUCUCAGUAUGCACCUCGGUCUUCCGCCGUUGAUCAACUCCCCUUCCGAUCUCGCGUCCGUUCGCGCAAUUCUCAGCGAACACAGCAUCCCAAGGGAAUUCGCUCUUCAGAUCAGGGUGCUUCUUAUCAUGGCAGGGUUUAGCAAUGUUCUUGCGCAUAACUCAAACGAUGGGGUGGUCGACUCUUCUGUCACCCAGCUCCUUGAUGGCGAGCUCGACACGCUUAAACUUACAUAUCCUGACGGGUGGACAAGCAUGACUGAUUACACGGUUAUGGUCGUCAAAAUGCACGUUUACACCAUGGUUAUAACAAGGUCCCGACCCGGUGCUAGUUCUAGGGACAUACUCCUGAAAUUAGGCCUAGCGACUUCUCUUCGCAUUAUUCACUUGGCCAAUUUGCGGUUUCAGGAGACGCCGGAUAAGUCCCAAACUAUGACUACGAUAGAACGCGAAAGGACUUUACCCAAGAACUACUUUAGGGCCCUUGCUUUCGCGACGAUAUUCCUUCUCAGAUACUUCGGUCUGAACAAUGGAAAUAGUAGCGCCGAGGAACAACAACUGGCUGCGAACCAUGUGAUCAUGUCACAUACGAUUUUUAAAUCCGCAACGACUAAGCACCGAGAUGAAUAUGACAGAGUUGCAAGUCUCUUCGAAACGCUUUGCAAGCAAGCACCUGCUCCUCCGGAUACGAGCAAAACAAAUGUUACCGGCAGAAUGGGGAUAUCUAUCUUACUGGAUGGAAUCGGUGCCGCUCGUGAAAUGCGAGGCUUUCCUAUUGAAAUUCCGGAACCUGAGGCCUCAAGUACAACCGACAGCUUACCGGGACCUAGUAGUAUCCCGCAAGCGGACAUCUUUGACGCAAGUUCUCAGUUAGUGGAGCCAUGGCAGUCAGAUCUUGCCUUUGCGAACAUGUUUUGGGGCGAUCCUACGUGGGAUGUUUAUAACAUGUCUGCGGAUACUCCACAAUAUCAUCCAAGUCAAGGGUUAUAA